AACAUUUGCAGGCGGAGCAGGAAACGGGACAAGGAGAAGGGACAAGGCAGGCAAAGGAAGGAAGCGUCGAGAAACGCACCACCAUCCGGGUCCCAGCCCACGCCCACCUCGUCCGCGCCGCGCCGCACCGGUGGAUAGGUUCGGGGAUCUCCGAUCUCGGCCACCACCGCCGCGCGACCGAGCCCAUCGCCGCGCCGCGCCCCGUCGGAUCGCGCCCGUCCCACAGCGGAGGAGGCAGGCAGGCGUCGCGCGCCGAGCUCGGGAGCCGUGGCGCUGUUCCGAGGCUGCUUCUCCUUCGGGUCGGCGGGGCGGAGGAGGCCCGCCGCCUCGCCCUUGCCCUCUCCGCCGCGCCUCGCCGCCCCGCCGCCCGCGGACGACGGCGCCAAGAUGAAGGGCCUCUUCAAGUCCAAGCCGCGGACCCCGGCCGACGUGGUGAGGCAGACGCGCGAGCUCCUCAUCUACCUCGACCUCCACUCCGCCUCGCGCGGCGCCGACGCCAAGCGGGAGGAGAAGAUGGCAGAAUUAAGCAAAAAUAUAAGGGAAUUGAAGUGUAUUCUCUAUGGCAACGGCGAACAUGAGCCUGUGACUGAAGCUUGUGUGCAGUUGACCCAAGAGUUCUUCAGAGAGAACACUCUACGAUUAUUAAUUAUCUGUAUUCCGAAAUUAAACCUGGAGACCAGGAAAGAUGCUACUCAAGUUGUUGCAAACUUGCAAAGACAGCAAGUCUCCUCGCGGAUAGUUGCGUCUGAGUACCUAGAGUCAAAUAAGGAUCUUUUAGACACCUUAAUUUCUGGGUAUGAGAAUAUGGAUAUUGCUUUACACUAUGGUGCCAUGCUGAGGGAAUGCAUACGCCAUCAGAGUAUUGCAAGGUACGUUUUAGAGUCUGACCACAUGAAGAAGUUCUUUGACUAUAUACAACUUCCAAAUUUUGACAUAGCAUCAGAUGCUUCUGCAACCUUCAAGGAACUCCUGACAAGGCAUAAAGCAACCGUGGCGGAAUUUCUUUCCAAGAACUAUGACUGGUUCUUUGCAGAAUUCAACUCUAGGCUGCUAUCAUCAACCAACUACAUAACAAAAAGGCAAGCAAUCAAGCUGUUGGGAGACAUGCUGCUUGAUCGAUCAAAUUCUGCCGUCAUGAUGCGAUAUGUUGGUUCAAAAGAUAAUCUUAUGAUUCUGAUGAAUCUCUUAAGGGACUCAAGCAAGAAUAUUCAAAUAGAAGCAUUCCAUGUGUUUAAGCUGUUUGCUGCAAAUAAAAACAAACCAGCUGAGGUUGUGAACAUAUUGGUUACAAAUAGAAGCAAGCUUCUUCGCUUCUUUGCUGGAUUCAAGACUGACAAAGAGGAUGAGCAGUUUGAGGCAGACAAGGAGCAGGUGAUAAAAGAGAUAUCGGCGCUAUAAUGUCCCUGAUGUAGCUUGCCGAGGAUUUUAAGUUAGCCAUUGCUAAGUGGCCUCUCGUGAACUUACUGUAUUUACCGCACCACGAGAGGCUCUUGCAUGGACCCGUCAUUAUGUUUCUUAGCGAAGCUGCUCUUGUAAUAAUAGGCUUCUGCACAUUAUCAUGUUGGGAGUCGGGCAACUGUAUGAAUCAUAUAGCUGGAUGCUGCUAUGAAGAUGUGAUAUUUAUGUAGUUUGGUUACCCUGGUUGGUUUGAA
This is a messenger RNA of Lolium perenne, 1652 nucleotides long. Its product is annotated as putative MO25-like protein At5g47540. NCBI's taxonomy places the organism in Eukaryota, Viridiplantae, Streptophyta, Magnoliopsida, Poales, Poaceae. Gene Ontology annotation, molecular function: protein serine/threonine kinase activator activity. The record is from RefSeq and is a predicted model, not a curated record. Gene Ontology annotation, biological process: intracellular signal transduction.